AUGUCUACAAACGUAUGUCCAAGAUCACGAAGUACAUGUUUGAAGGAACUUCACAUUCAUGGCAAAGAUGAAGGCAUCAAGAAAAUUAUCGAAUUGCUACUUGAGGAUGCACCUACUACAAAAAAGUUUGAUGUAAUUCCUAUUGUAGGCAUGGAUGUGAUUGGCAAGACUACACUAGCUCAUCACAUUUAUAAUUACGACCAAGUGGAAAAGAAUUUCAAUCUAAAAGCAUGGGUUUGUGUUUCUAAUGACUUUGACGUUCUAAGAAUAACAAAGUUAAUUCUCAAGUCAUUCACUCAUUGUUCUUGUAAUUCGGGCAACUUAAAUGAUGUUCAAGUUCAACUUAAAUACACACUGCAAGGGAAAAAAAAAAAGUUUUUGCUUGUCCUAGAUGAUAUGUGGGAUUAUGGAUAUGAUGGAUGGAAUUUGCUACAACCGCCAUUGGAGCUAGAGCACCUGGAAAUAUUAUCAGAUAAUAGUUGUUGGUUAAUCUUUUACCAACAUGCAUUUGACAAUAGAGAUAUCAUGGAAUACCCAGAAUUGAAAUCAAUUGGUAAGAAAAUUGUUGUGAAUACGUGCGGAGGCUUGCCAUUGGCAACCAAGGCCCUUGGCAACUUACUAUGUCGUAAACAGGAAGAACAUGAAUGGAAAGAGACACUAAACAACAAUAUAUGGAAUGAGGAAAGUGACAUUCUCCCAGCAUUGAAAUUGGGUUACCUUCAUCUCCCUUCUCAUUUAAAGCGUUGCUUUUGCUAUUGUGCAAUUAUCCCAAAGGACUACAAAUUCAAGGAGGAGGAAUUAGUGUUGCCAUCGAUGGCUGAAGGUUUAAUUGAGUAA
Camellia sinensis is the source of this 837-nucleotide messenger RNA. Lineage: Eukaryota; Viridiplantae; Streptophyta; Magnoliopsida; Ericales; Theaceae. The record is from RefSeq and is a predicted model, not a curated record.